This is a messenger RNA of Boleophthalmus pectinirostris (great blue-spotted mudskipper), 827 nucleotides long. Its product is annotated as transmembrane protein 200C. The transcript has a single exon. The record is from RefSeq and is a predicted model, not a curated record. The coding region runs from base 1 to 780 and encodes 259 amino acids. NCBI's taxonomy places the organism in Eukaryota, Metazoa, Chordata, Actinopteri, Gobiiformes, Gobiidae.
AUGACUGCUGCUGCUAGUCCUGUGUGUAGCCCCUCCUCCUCCAAAUCCACCCAAUCAUCUUCCUCGUCUGCUGCUUGCCCCACCUCCUGCCAUCGCCACCCGAAGAAAACCCUCCGCACCCGCUUGCCCCUGCGCUCUGCCCCCGGGGUGUGGCUCAUGCUGGGGGUCUGCGUGGUCCUGGUGGGCAUGUGCGUCGCUGUGGCGGGAUACGUCUCCGCGCCCCCCAAACCCGCCGUAGGAGGGCGAGGCAGCACGCACGUGGAGAGGAUGAAGCUGGCCGGGCCUAUCGUGAUGGGCAUCGGCUUGUUCAUUUUCAUCUGUUCGGCGACGUUGCUCUACGAAAACAGGGACAGGGAGGUGAAGCGGCAAGAAAAAUUUGACGAUCUCGAGGAUUUGAAAGGAGGAGCGGGAUGGGAGGAUAGUUUUGGAGGUCAGGAUGGAGAGCAGGCAGCAUGGGCAACUCCGGCGCAUUUACUUCCCCUCUCUCAAAAUAACAGUGGCUCUCCUCCUCCUCCUCCUCCUGUACCAAUAGCCCAAAGAAGCAACCGAUCAGUUACACCUCUUCUUCAACGGGGAAGUGAAGAGCAGGACACACAGCGAGGAGCAGAGAAGGGGCAGACUCUUUUGGCUUGUGUUUUGUACCACCAAGAGCCCCGACCUCAGUCCCCACCCUCCCCCUGCCCCUCAGUAACUCGGUCUUCUAUCUGCUCGGACUCCUAUAACUCUACGGAGGUCAACUAUAACAAACGGACAGCAUCACCUCUGCCAGCAGAACUUUGAAGAACAAUAAUGUGCUCUGUGUUAGUCAAAUUAGAGGUGGGCGAUAG